Molecule: messenger RNA, 1780 nt
Organism: Olea europaea var. sylvestris
Lineage: Eukaryota; Viridiplantae; Streptophyta; Magnoliopsida; Lamiales; Oleaceae
Product: protein SHI RELATED SEQUENCE 1-like
Exons: 2
Coding region: 585-1520 (311 amino acids)
Biological process (GO): positive regulation of DNA-templated transcription
Cellular component (GO): nucleus
Molecular function (GO): DNA binding; DNA-binding transcription factor activity
Source: RefSeq, a predicted model, not a curated record
AACUGCAAGACAAAAGUAGAAGAAUUGGCAAGAUUUUCUGAUUUUGUGCUUAAAAACCAGUCUCACUCACAGAAAGAGAGAGAAAGAGAGAGAGAAGGGGCGGGUGCAGAGGGAAAAUAAUCUGUGGGAUGUCUUAAAUUGAGGUUGCAGAGGGGUAGUUGCAGUGGCUGAUGGCGGCGUUUGCAGGGCUGUGACUUUAAUGCAUCAAAGAAAAAAAAAAGACGAAAUUUAAUUCAAGAGAGAGAGUGAGAACCAACGAAUUUAUCUUUCCAUUCCAUUCCAUGUCCUAAAAAAUUCCUAAAUUUUGUCCUGAAAAGCAGCUAAUAAAAGAGAACGAAACCCCCAAAAAAUCACACAGUGAGAGUGUGUCAGUGAGCAGAGUUAGCAGCACAAAACACUCGCACACUCAAAUACAUUCACAUAUACGUCUAUACUAGGUAGUAUGUAGUAUAUUCAAGAUUGCAAUUUUGUCUCUCUCUCUCUCUCUCUCUAUCUAAUACAUACGCACACUGGCUAGGCUGAGGCUUUUUGGCUAUGGAUUUUGUCUUAAAAUUGAAAUUGGAUAUAGCUUCUAGGGGUGGAAAAUGUCUGGGUUUUUCUCACUAGGUGGUAAGAAUCAAGAACAAGAACACAUUCAAGAUAAUAACAAUAGCCUUUUUCUGUUCAAGAACGAAGAGAUCUAUAGCAAGGGUUUUGAGAUAUGGCAACAGUACUAUCAGUUGCAUCAACAAAAGCUACAAAAUCAUCUGGAUGUGGAUUUCUCGGUUGGACCCAGUAGUAGGAGUAAUAAUAUAUCAGGUGAUGAUUCUUCGAACUAUAGUUAUAGAUCAGCAGGGGCAGCAGCAGGGUUUAGGGUCAUGAUGAGGCAAGGAAGAGGCGGGGGUGAGGGCAUGAAUUGCCAAGAUUGUGGGAAUCAAGCUAAGAAAGAUUGCCCACAUAUUAGAUGCCGAACUUGCUGCAAAAGCCGAGGAUUUCAGUGCCAUACCCACGUCAAGAGCACCUGGGUUCCGGCUUCUAAAAGGCGCGAGAAGCAACAGCAACAAGUGCAAGAUCAAAACCAGUUGACACUGAGAGGGGAAAUUCCGAAGAGGCAAAGAGAGAUUCCUGGUGGUGAUGGUGGUGGUUCUUCUUCUCUUGCCUGCACUACUACUCGUUUACCCACCAACACGUCAGGGUUUGAGUUGGGGAACUUUCCAGCAGAAGUGAAUUCUUCCGCUGUUUUUCGCUGCGUAAGAGUGAGUGCAAUGGAUGAUGCUGAGGAGCAGUAUGCCUACCAGACGGCUGUCAAUAUUGGAGGCCAUGUUUUCAAAGGAAUUCUCUACGAUCAGGGCGCUGAAAGCCGCUAUCCGGGGGAGAGCUCCUCCGGCUGUGGCGAAUCCCAACAGCCACUUGAUCUUAUCACCGCCGCAGCAGCCACUACUAGCCACCAGGGUGUGACAAUGCUUGAUCCUUCAAUGUACCCUACUCCUCUUAACUCUUUCAUGGCGGGUACGCAAUUCUUCCCACCACCAAGACCUUGAGAAGUGGUAGUAUAGUGUUACUACUAUUACUAUGUACUCUCUUAAAAGGAACUUAGGUAUUAACAUCAUGUUUGGUAAAUAAGAAAAAAAAGUAGAAAAUAUUGUUGUAACAACUACCAAACAUGUCUUAAGAGAAUUUUAUUUUAAUUCUAUUCUAGUUCCUAGUAAAUGUCCAUUUGUUAUGUGCCCUACAAAUACACUCGGGAUGUUUAAUUUUGUUCGAAUUUCAAUUAUGAUUUUGCUUUAUGGUUAAUUGUUAA